This is a messenger RNA of Crotalus tigris (Tiger rattlesnake), 5246 nucleotides long. RefSeq names its product mannosidase alpha class 2A member 2 (gene MAN2A2). Gene Ontology annotation, cellular component: Golgi membrane. The transcript is spliced from 23 exons. Gene Ontology annotation, biological process: N-glycan processing; mannose metabolic process; protein deglycosylation. Lineage: Eukaryota; Metazoa; Chordata; Lepidosauria; Squamata; Viperidae. Gene Ontology annotation, molecular function: carbohydrate binding; alpha-mannosidase activity. Bases 165 to 3701 code for a protein of 1178 amino acids. The record is from RefSeq and is a predicted model, not a curated record.
CUGGCGGCGCGGGACGGGGACCGGCGGGCCGGCAGGGGCCGCUGUGGCCGCGGCGGAGGCGCGAGUGCCGAGGCAGCGCGGGCAGGAGCGGCUACGGCUGCUGGAGCCGGGCGGCCCGCGGAGCAGCUGGCUCGGGGCUGCGAGAGCCCGCGGCAGCGCAGCCCAUGAAGCUGAAGAAGCAGGUGACGGUGUGCGGAGCGGCGGCCUUCUGCGUGGCCGUCUUCUCGCUCUACCUGAUGCUGGACCACGUGCAGCGCGACCCGGCCCGGCCCCUGCCCGGGGGGCACUUGCCGCGGAGUCAGAUCUCGGCGCUGCAGAGCCGCAUCGAGCAGCUGGAGCAGCUGCUGGAGGAGAACCACGAGAUCAUCGGCCGCAUCAAGGACUCGGUGCUGGAGCUGACGGCCGGGCACGAGGGGCGGACCGCGCCGCUGCCCGUCCGGCUGCCCAACGGCUCCUGGGCGCUGCCCACGAACGGCCGGCCCGGCUUCUUCUCCGUGGCGCCCGGCGACUGCCGGCCAGGCCUGCGCGCCGCCCGCCCCGAGCCAGACCUGCAGAUGCUGGCGGUGUCGGCGCUGUUGCCCUACGACAACCAGGACGGCGGGGCGUGGAAGCAGGGCUUCGAGAUCACCUACGAGCCCCACGAGUGGGACGCGCAGCCGCUGCAGGUCUUCGUGGUGCCCCACUCCCACAACGACCCAGGCUGGAUCAAGACAUUUGACAAAUACUACGUCGAUCAGACUCAGCACAUUCUGAACAAUAUGGUGCUGAAGCUGCAGGAAGACCCCCGGCGGCGCUUCAUCUGGUCUGAAAUCUCCUUCUUCUCCAAAUGGUGGGACAACAUCAGCAGCCAAAAACGGGCUGCAGUCCGCAGGCUCAUAGGGAAUGGGCAGCUUGAGAUGGCCACCGGAGGCUGGGUGAUGCCAGAUGAAGCUAAUUCCCACUAUUUUGCCAUGAUUGACCAGCUCAUUGAAGGGCACCAGUGGCUGGAGAAGAACAUUGCAGGGGUGACGCCACGCUCCGGCUGGGCAGUGGAUCCCUUUGGUCACAGUGCCACGAUGCCUUAUCUCCUGCGUCGGGCUAACCUGACCAGCAUGCUCAUCCAGCGUGUCCACUAUGCCAUCAAGAAGCACUUUGCAGCUACUCAGAACCUGGAGUUCAUCUGGAGGCAGAGUUGGGAUCCGGACUCCAGCACAGACCUCCUCUGCCACAUGAUGCCUUUCUACAGUUAUGAUGUGCCCCACACUUGUGGGCCUGACCCGAAGAUCUGCUGCCAGUUUGACUUCAAGAGGCUGCCAGGUGGGCGCAUCAACUGUCCCUGGAAAGUCCCUCCCAAGGCCAUCACCAGCAGCAAUGUGGCCGAGCGGGCACAGCUUCUGCUUGACCAGUACCGGAAGAAGUCCAAGCUGUUCCGAAGCAGCGUCCUGCUGGUGCCCCUGGGAGAUGACUUCCGCUACGACAAGCCCCAGGAAUGGGAUGCCCAGUUCCUCAAUUACCAGCGCCUCUUUGACUUCCUGAAUGCCCGUCCAGAGCUGCACGUGCAGGCCCAGUUUGGGACACUCUCAGACUAUUUUGAUGCCCUGUACAAGCAGAUGGGCAUCAUCCCAGGCAUGAACCCGCCUGGCUUCCCAGUGCUCAGUGGGGACUUUUUUUCCUACGCAGACCGGGAAGACCACUACUGGACAGGCUACUACACUUCCCGGCCCUUCUAUAAAAGCAUGGGCCGAGUGCUUGAAGCCCAUCUCCGGGCUGCUGAGACCUUAUACAGCUUGGCCCUAAGUCACGCCCACCACGCUGGCAUGGAGAGUAGGUACCCACUGUCCGAUUAUGCCAUGCUCACAGACGCCCGGCGCAAUCUGGGACUCUUCCAGCAUCACGAUGCCAUUACUGGCACCGCCAAGGAAGCAGUAGUAGUGGACUAUGGUGUCAGAAUGCUCCACUCGCUGAUGAAUGCCAAGAGGGUCAUCAUCAAUGCUGCCCAUUACUUGGUCCUGGCAGACAAGGAGGCCUACCACUAUGACAUGGCAAUGCCCUUCCUUGGCGCAGAUGAGACCCGUCUCAACCAGGACUCCCUGCCAGAGAAAAUGGUGAUCAAAUUGGAUGCCACACCCAGGUUUGUGGUGGUAUUCAAUCCGCUGGAGCAAGAACGCCUGACUGUGGUAUCCCUGCUGGUGAACACUCCUCGGAUCUGCAUCUUGAAUGAGGAAGGGCAGCCCCUUGCUGUGCAGCUCAGUGCCCAGUGGCAGUCUGCCACAAACAUGGUGCCCGAUGUCUUCCAGGUGUCUGUCAUGAUACGCCUGCCGGCACUGGGCCUCACCAUCCUGCAAUUGGUCAAGUCUUUUGACAGCCACAACAUGCUGACAUCUUCGGUGCGCCUCUUCCUGCACGGCCGUGAAUUCGCUGGGCAUAAGCACGAAGCUGUCCCCAUACAGGUCCUGUCCACCACCGUGGACGAUUUCUGCCUGGAGAACCAGCACCUGAGAGCUUGUUUCUCAGGGCCGAGUGGCUCGCUCAAGAGUGUGCAUCAUGUUGGCGACAAAUGGGAGCAGCAGCUGAGCAGCCAGUUCCUCGUCUACGGGACCCGGACAACCAAGGACAAGAGCGGUGCCUACCUUUUCCUGCCCGAUGGUGAAGCCAAGCCCUACACCCCCAAGGACCCUCCGGUGGUACGGGUGACCGAGGGGCCCUUUUUUUCAGAGGCAGCCAUUUACUACCAGCACGUCCAAGAGGUGGUCCGGCUCUACAAUGUGCCAGGGGUGGACGGCCUCUCUCUGGAGAUCUCCUGCCUGGUCGACAUUCGUGACCACGUCAACAGGGAGCUGGCUCUGCGCUUCAGCAGCAACAUUGAGAGCAAGGGCAGGUUCUUCACUGACCUGAAUGGCUUCCAGAUCCAGCCCCGGCAGUACCUGGAGAAGCUGCCACUGCAGGCCAACUUCUAUCCCAUGCCAGUCAUGGCCUACAUCCAGGACAGCCAGCACCGCCUGACUCUGCAUACAGCCCAGGCCUUGGGAGUGUCCAGCCUCGGCAGUGGCCAGCUGGAGGUGAUUUUGGACCGGCGUCUCAUGCAGGAUGAUAACCGUGGCCUAGGACAAGGUCUGAAGGACAACAAGCGGACCUGCCAUCGCUUCCGCCUCCUGCUGGAGCGAUUCAGCUCGGCAAACAAGAGCUCCAGCUUCUUUUCCAAACUGGCCUCCAUGCUGAGAGACUUGGUCUUCCCUAGCAGCAAGGCUGAAAGCCCAGAGGCCCAGGAGGACCAGCCCACCAGCUUCCCGUCUCUGCUCAGCCACAUCACCUCCAUGCACCUAAAUGCGGAGGUUCUCUCCAUGCCACUUGUGCAGGAAAAACUGCCCCCUCCGGCACUGAAGUCUUUUGCACCACUUUCGGCUAUGGUGCCCUGCGACUUCCACCUUCUCAACCUUCGAACGUUGCAAGGAGAGGACGAGGCUUUGCCGUCUGCGGAGAUAGCUCUGAUUCUGCACCGGAAGGGCUUUGACUGCAGCCUGGAGGCCAGGAAUCUGGGCUUCAAUUGCACCACCACCCAGGGCGUGCUGUCCCUAGGUAGCCUAUUUCAGGGCCUGAACCUGAUCUCCCUGCAGCCCUCCUCCUUGACACUGAUGUAUCCGCUGGCCACGGCCUCCCCCAACAGCACCACCAUCCACCUUGACCCCAUGGAGAUUGCCACCUUCCGUCUUCGCUUCGGAUAGCCCGAACCCUUCAUCAGGGAUUUCUGCAUAUGGACCUUCUUCCUCCUCUGGCUCAGCUAGCUGCCCCAAAGGGAGCUGCUCCAAGCCGGGCAGAGACAGAGAUGAGAUCCUCGGCUAGCUGAUGCUGCAGAAAUUGCCCGGGGUGCUAUCUGUGCCUGGAGAACUUGGGGCACUGCUUCCAGAAAUUUGGUUCUAGUUUGACACGGAGGGCAGCGGACUAUGCUGUGAGGAGAGAUAGCUUACGCGGUUUGAGCAGUAGUGAAAACUUCAUUGCUGCUCUUCCCUGGCUCCGGAAACCAACUCUGUAGUUGGUUUGACUGACCCCAGACAUGCAGAACAGGUGCAGUGUGUAGCAAACACUGUGGAAGAGAGGAUGGGCCAAGGGGAGCUCCUGCAGCUUGAAGCAAAGUCCUCGUCUCUGGGUGCCCACUUCCUCCAGAAAGCGGGGUGGGCGUGGGGGGUGGAAGGCCUGUAAGCAGUGGCAAUUCACUCAGGGUUGGGAAGCAGCUCCCCAUAUUUUUUCAUAUAGGAGGGCGUGUUUCUCCAGUGUGAAUUCUCUAGAGAAAUGUUGACUACAUUCGUACUGUGAGCUACAGAGGGAAGGAAAAAGUCUUUCCCCCCAAAUCUCUGCUGCAGCUUGGUCCAAGACAACCUUUAGCUGAGUCCGCUGAAGGCCUGCCUUUUCAUUAUGGAUGAAGACAGGAAACUCCCUGGACAUUCCUGCUCCCUUUCCUGCCUUGAAUCCAAGAGUGAGGCCUGCUGCUGUGUUGCGGUUCAUAGAGCCAGCUGGCUCAAGACUCUCUUCCUUUCUGAAGGGUGAAGCCAGCAGUGCCAUCCCGCUACAGAACAUGUAGCUGAGGAGCAGCUCCUGCCCCAACUGCCCUUUCUCCCUGGCCAAAGGGCUCCCAGACAAACUUUGGGGAUGUGCCACCUUUUGCAUGGCACGUGUGCACAGCCCACAUACUUCAUUUAUGGCUCAGUGUGUCAUGCAAACCCAGAAAAUGCAUUGGGAUAAACCAUGAUUCAACUAACUGGGCUAGCAUCCUUUGUGAAGAAAGCCCUGAGAUUCUGGAGGGCCUUUUGCAAAUCUGAUGGCAUUGAGCCCUGCAGGACUGGUCGCACUGCCCAGAAGAGCAGUUUCGAGCUUAGGAAGGUGCUCCUCCAUCAAGCCUAAAAGAGGUUUCCAAUCGCCAGGAGGGCAACCUAGAAGUGGGCAAAGGCAGCAGAGUUGUUUCCUGCUUUGUCUGUUUCAUUUCUACAGGGUUCUGUCUCUGCGACAGGCUCUUCUUGGAUGUAGUAUGUUUACAGAUUGAUGAGUGGGCUGUCACUCCUAGGCCAUAAGAUCUACCCACAGGCGCAGUUUUCAGCAUGUGAUGCAAGAGCUGUACGUAAUGCAUAUGGUAAAUGCUGAGAAACCUAAAUUAGACUUUGGAAUCUCUUCUGUUUUUCAGGGAUGUUGAUUAGGAGGAGGAGAAACAAAGCCACUGUUUUCUGUGUUGCUCAAUUUGUGCUGCAUUAACUGAAUGAACAGGAUGUGAAAGUGCA